Thlaspi arvense is the source of this 1291-nucleotide messenger RNA. The record is from the annotation of a GenBank genome assembly. Lineage: Eukaryota; Viridiplantae; Streptophyta; Magnoliopsida; Brassicales; Brassicaceae.
GCAAUCGGAAAAAAAAUAUUUAGAGUCAGAUUAGCUUGAAGGUUUACGACUAGUGUCCAUCGGACAUCGGCGACAUGGCUUCUUCGGCAACUAUCCGAUCUGAAAUCUACGACCGAGAAGAACGGAAACAGCAAUACCAAGCGCAUAUUCGUGGCCUGAAUGCUUAUGAACGUCACAAGAAGUUUCUGAAAGACUACGUUCGUUUUUAUGGGAAGGAUAAGCCAGCGGAAGUUAAGUUGCCGAUUAAAACCGAUCACGAUACACUAAGAGAAGGAUACCGGUUUAUACGUUCCGAAGAAGAUGAUUUAAACCCUUCUUGGGAGCAAAGACUGGUGAAGCGAUACUAUGAUAAGCUUUUUAAAGAAUACUGUAUAGCUGACAUGUCAAGAUACAAGACUGGUAAGAUGGGGUUAAGAUGGAGAACGGAAAAGGAAGUAAUGUCAGGGAAAGGACAGUUUAUGUGUGGCAGCAAACAGUGUGAUGAAAAGGAAGGGUUAGCGAACUAUGAGGUGAACUUUUCUUAUCAUGAAGCUGGGGAAGACAAGCAAGCCCUUGUAAAACUCGUGGUUUGUGAGAGAUGUGCGGAGAAGCUUUACUACAAAAGAAGAAAGGAUGGUGAAAAAUCAGACAGUAAAGAGAAGAAAAAGCAGAAACGAAAACGGAACCGAUCAUGCAGUGAAGAUGACACAGACGAAGAGGAGAGGAGAAAAGGGAAAACGGGUAAGUCUAAGUUGGAGCGUGGUGAUGAUAAAGAAGGCAAGGAUGAUGAAAACUUCGACGAAUUCAUGGAGGGGAUGUUUCCAGGCAAAGGAGAUAAUUAGAGUUUCAAUCAGAAGGAACUGUAAACGUUAGCAGAACCCUUUUUUACUUAAAGAAACUGGAUUAUAAUAUCUAGAAGUGAAUACAACACAGACUUAUAUUGUCUUUGACUCUUGAGCUUUUUGGGUUGAUGCCUAAGUGUAAACAACAAUAGGACUCCUCACAUUGUGUGAUCCAUCCGACCAAACCAGAGACGCAGACACAAUACCAGAAAUACCGGCAAGACUGUUGCCGGAGACUGUAACGGUAAAAGAUUUCUUCUCCCCUGAUGAGAUGAAAGAGAGUGUCUCUGGCACAACCUUGAUGUUCAGUUUAGGGUCACCAGACAAUUUUGCGUUGUAAGUGGAUCCAUUUUUCCCAACGUUCGUGACUGUUCUAGAAAAUGUGAUAUCCGAAGAGGACGAAGCUGAAACUUUGGCUGACAUUGAAGGAUAGUUGAGAUCUCUCGUGUUAAGCUUUGUUUCAGGACAAG